Messenger RNA from Plectropomus leopardus (leopard coralgrouper), 1859 nucleotides. RefSeq names its product zinc finger, HIT-type containing 3 (gene znhit3). Gene Ontology annotation, cellular component: pre-snoRNP complex; nucleus. Lineage: Eukaryota; Metazoa; Chordata; Actinopteri; Perciformes; Serranidae. The record is from RefSeq and is a predicted model, not a curated record. Gene Ontology annotation, molecular function: protein binding. Gene Ontology annotation, biological process: snoRNA localization; box C/D snoRNP assembly; maturation of LSU-rRNA from tricistronic rRNA transcript (SSU-rRNA, 5.8S rRNA, LSU-rRNA).
UGUCGCGUGCGUUUGUUGUUUAAUGUUUCAUAAAUUUGCUCGGUGAUUUAUUUACAGUUUCUACCCGCCGGGAUGCAGAUCUGCAGCGUGUGCAGCGAACAUCCACCUAAAUACAGAUGUCCCGCCUGCAAAAUCAGAUAUUGUUCGCUCAGCUGUUACAAAUGCCAUAAAGACACGUGCGUUCCUGUUGAGCCGCCUGCACCUUCUGAUCCUGAACCUAAAGAGUCUUUCAGCACCGAGACGUGGACUGUUGAGGAUCUUCUGCAUGAGGACGACAUCAUCGACAAAGUGCCUCUGCAGAGGCUGCAGCUGUUAGCUCAGUCCACAGAGCUCAAAGAUGUCCUCUGUAACCCUCACCUGAGACGGCUGCUGCGCUCCGUCGACGGCGCCGAGAACAAAGACGCCGCCAUGAGAGCCGCCAUGCAGGAGCCUCUGUUUGUCGAGUUUUCAGAUCAGUGUUUGAAAAUCGUAGAAAAAGAAACAUUAACGUCCAACGAAGCUGCUGAUUUGUAAAAAAAAAAAAUGCAUUCGAUUUCUAUCCUUUCAGUUAGAUUAUAUUUUUGUACAGUUUUGUGGAAAUCUUUGUCCUGUGCCUCGACAUGCUGCAGUGUGUUUGUAUUUUAUGUUCAAAUAAAUCCAGAAAGUAAAAUCAGUUUCUGAGUGAACGCUCACAUUUUUACAGUGUUAAAAAAGUAUUUUUCAGAAAUGCCGAUCUUGCAAACAAAGUCUGAAGUGAGAAGAAAAUGUUAUAACACUGACAUUUAUUUCAACAAAUCGUUUAAAUAACAUUUUUCAAGUUGUACAUUGAUCCUUUGGUACCACAGAACAGAUCUCAAAAAGCCUCAGUGACGAAAAUCAGUGAAUCUAAAAUUAUUUAUCAAAGAAAUGAAGAAUAAACAGCUGGUCCAGUCGGUAAUGUGUCGGAUCAGAAUCUGAGAUGAUAAACAUCAGCGUUACAUUCAUUUUUUUUACAUUAUUUAUAGCAAAAACAUGAAAAAUUAUGAAUAUAAUAAAACUUGAUGGCUAUAGUGUUUUUUUAUUUCUCCCUCAAACACUAGUGUUUAAAUACUUUGGUAUGUUUUACAGUACUCGGGUUAAUGCUUUGGACUGCAGCAGAUUAAAAUCCACACAGGAAGUGGUUUAUUAUAAAAAUGUUUAAAAAAGCAGCGACGUGAACAAACCCGGCUCAUCGUUUCCCGUUUCACACGACCGUCUGCUUGUUUACGUGCGUCUGUGAGCAGGUGUGUGGUUUUAAUGUGCAAUAUGUGCUUUACAUGUGCAAUAUUUGCUUUAUUACAUUUUUCCUCCACCAUAAAAAACACUCAAAACAUACGGAGGCCCAUUUCUGCCAGUGUGAUGAAAAAAAAGGGAUUAAACAUUUCUGGUAUAGUUUGGGGGUUGAAAUAUUUCGACUCGGACCACCAUCAGGCCAAAGUCAAAAUAUUGACAUUAUUUUACAUCACAGUCAUUAUUUUUAGGUACCAUUUUUCCCAUCACAUUGGCGGAAAUUAGCUUCCAUAAAAAAAAUGGAUUUUUUUUUUAAUAACAUCUGCAAUUUAACCUGCAUCUGGCCCAUGUGUUUUUAUGCCCAAAAUAAAUCUAUAAAAACAAUCAAAUAAAUAAUCACCCUUAAAUAAAUACAUAUACUGCCCUUAUGUGAUUUGAGUGUAGAUUUUUUUUUUUUAAGAAAGGCACUUUGAUCAAAAAUGAGAUGUUAAAAAGAGGCAGCAAUGACACAAAAAACCUGCAGUUCUCAGUUUUUUAAGGUGCUAAAUGUAAUUCCAGUUUUACACAUGGAGACAAAAUUAAAUAAGAUUCUGGUUUUUAUGUCCUGCAGUGACUUUGUUGUUUUCUAUAUG